This is a messenger RNA of Knipowitschia caucasica, 369 nucleotides long. The record is from the annotation of a GenBank genome assembly. Lineage: Eukaryota; Metazoa; Chordata; Actinopteri; Gobiiformes; Gobiidae.
AUGACACCAGUCGCACGCAUCGAUCCACAUCUGCAGCUGGUGGGGACUCCCCUCUGGACUCCCCUCUGGACUCCCCUCUGGACUCCCCCUCUGGACUCCCCUCUAGACUCCCCUCUGGACUCCCCUCUGGACUCCCCUCUGGACUCCCGUCUGGACUCGCCUCCGGACUCCCCUCUGGACUCCUCUCUAGACUCCUCUCUAGACUCCCCUCCGGACUCCCCUCUGGACUCCUCUCUGGACUCCUCUCUAGACUCGCCUCUGGACUCCCCUCUGGACUCCCUUCUCCCUUCUGAAAUUAAAGAACGGUCACUAAUGAAACUCUACAUCGCGCCAGGGGACCCACCUCGGCUUGAUGUUGUUAAACAGUGA